CACAACUGAAAAGAACAAAAAAAAAAAAAAAAAACUCUUGCCCUUCCCCUUCCGCAUCUUUUCCCUUCCAUACUGUCUCCGCAAAUGGCCAAAACUCCCAGCGACUCCAAACAGCCGGCAGUUUCAUCGGCGGAGAUGGACGGAGUCGAGAAGGUAUUCAGGAAGUUUGACGCCAAUGGCGACGGAAAAAUCUCUCUAUCGGAGCUUGGAGCGAUUCUGAAUGCACUUGGCAGUAAGACGUCGCCGGAUGAGGUAAAGAGAAUAAUGUUGGAAGUUGAUACUGAUGGUGAUGGUUUUAUUGACUUGAAAGAGUUUGCUGCUUUUUACUGUCCGGGAGGAGCGGACAGUGAUAAUAAGGAGCUUCGGGAGGCUUUCGACUUGUAUGAUAAGGACAAAAACGGCAAAAUCACAGCGGCUGAAUUGCAUUCUGUUAUGAAGAGCCUCGGAGAGAAGUGCUCGCUUAAGGAUUGCCGUCGUAUGAUCAGCAAGGUGGAUGUUGACGGCGAUGGAUGCGUUAACUUUGAGGAGUUUAAGAAGAUGAUGAGUAGGACGUGACUUUUCGGAUUAUAACUUAUGGAAUCAACGGUAGGUUUUAUUUGCAACCGAUUUCGGAACUCUGUAGAUACGCUUCCUGUAUCUAUUUCUCUUUUUUGACAGAUUUCUGCCAUCGUUUUUGCUGUCAAUCCACUCUAACUGUAGUUAGGUAUGAAGAAAUUCCGAAUCAGCAAAAAACUUUACUAUUACUCCUAUAUGAUUUGGGUUAUCAGUAUAAAUAUCGAAUUUGAUUAUGAUAAUUCAAAAAAGGUAAAAAUAAUAUUUUGCAUUAGUCUUGUGACAUCUACUAUUGAGUCACGCGCAAUCCAUCUCUGUUACUGCUCAUUUUAUCUACUACUUUUAUUUGCUUUUUUGGUACUUUUGAGUGCUGUUGAAGAAAUGCAUUUUCAAAGGUGCUGAUAGUGCCAAGACCACACGGAAUUGUAAUCGUGUUAAUUGGGCAACGCGCUUGUAGCUUUCUUAUUGCUAGUGGUAAAUAUGUACUCCGCCUAUGUCAGUUUUUAUUUUUUCCUCCGAAACGCCGUUUUUCAUUUAUUAAAGGCGUUUUGCAUUUAAUACUACUUCCACCUGUUUUUCCA
Molecule: messenger RNA, 1133 nt
Organism: Solanum pennellii
Lineage: Eukaryota; Viridiplantae; Streptophyta; Magnoliopsida; Solanales; Solanaceae
Product: calcium-binding protein CML24-like
Exons: 1
Coding region: 85-555 (156 amino acids)
Molecular function (GO): calcium ion binding
Source: RefSeq, a predicted model, not a curated record